Colletotrichum aenigma is the source of this 1581-nucleotide messenger RNA. RefSeq names its product Proline utilization trans-activator (gene PUT3-6). Gene Ontology annotation, molecular function: sequence-specific DNA binding; zinc ion binding. The transcript is spliced from 4 exons. The coding region runs from base 1 to 1581 and encodes 526 amino acids. The record is from RefSeq and is a predicted model, not a curated record. Gene Ontology annotation, cellular component: nucleus. Gene Ontology annotation, biological process: DNA-templated transcription; positive regulation of transcription by RNA polymerase II. Lineage: Eukaryota; Fungi; Ascomycota; Sordariomycetes; Glomerellales; Glomerellaceae.
AUGACCCAUGAAGCUGUCACAGGAACGCCUUUGCAGAUCGACAACCUGCUCUUUGACGGAAACGUCUACGACUUGAAAUGGGACGGGGGUAGGAGUUCCUGCUCUCGUGACGACUUUUGCCCUUCCAACCUGCCUACUCAGGACUUCGCUAUUUAUCUGAUAAACUCGGUCAAGUUCCGCUGUGGCCGCCUAUUCUAUCUCUUUGAUGAGGAAAGCUUUAUGAAGCAGCUCGCGAUAUUCCAUGAACACGGAGCUAAUCACCCGGGCCUAUCACGUCUCUGGUGUGUUCACUACCUAAUUCUCCUGGCGUUUGGGAAAGCAUUUGUUGUACAAACAACGAGAUCUCAAACUCCUCCUGGCUUGGAUCUUUUCGUCCAUGCCAUGAAGAUUAUGCCGGACUUCACGUUUUUCGAAUGCGACUUUGUUGAGAAGAUACAAGUUCUCUGCUGUGCAGCACUUUACUUGCAAUGCCUCAGUUGUCGCACGUCGGCGUACCGGCAUAUAUCCCAGGCCGUAGGCCUAGCACUUGAAGGUGGAAUGUAUACAGAGAUGCAAGGGCAAUACUUGGACGAAGCCUACGUCCAGAAGUGCCGUUUGAUGUGGUGGACCCUCUACGUGCUGGAGAGACAUAUGUCUACUCUCCUUGGUGUUCCCAUGUUCAUCAACGAUGAAAACAUAUGUACGCCUUUCCCUGCCCGCCCCGAUCAGGGACAGAGGACAAGUGUCAUGCACAUCCAAGUGAAGUUGGCGCAAAUUCUCGGGCAAAUCCAUCGCAGUGUUUACGGCAUUGACGGGCAACUGGACAGUCGCUAUCUAAGCGCCACAAAAUCGCUACUUCAAAGCAUAGCUAAUGUGGCUGGCCAGCUCAAUGAGCUCUUUGACAUCGAUUCUAGCGAGAACACAUCUGGCGUGUCGCGUGUGUCGGCACACCUUCAUCUCCAAUAUCACCAAUGCAUCGUGCUCACGACGAGGCCACUCUUAUUCAUCUUCCUACAGUCGAGACUCGGCCAGUCUCAUACGACCCCGUUACGUUGGGCGCAAUCUGAAAGUGUCAAAGGUCUUCUCCAAGUUUGCAUGGAGUCAUGUUGUCAGAGUAUCAAGAUUCUAUCGAGACUACUCAACCAAGGCCUGCUGGAAAGCUUCUUGACGUUUGAUCUUGAUGCGACGUUUACAGCAGCCAUUGCCAUAUCCAUGGGUGCUGCCAUUGAUCUCUCGCUGGUCCCAGACCAUGCUCAACUGACCCAACGAGCCCAUGCUCUCUUCGAUGAGAUGAGUUCACAUGGAAGCAAAAUUGCGACGAUGAUCGCAUCAGAGCUGAAGCAACUCGACGGAUAUUUGAGCCACCUCCAAGUCGACGGCGCUGAGAUCCUGCCCAUACAAGAUUUUCGCUCCGAUGUCAUAGCACAAAUGACCCCGGGCGGAACACUAGCUGGUGCUCCGGAAUUGGGCAUGGGGUUCACAGAUGACAUUGAUUUUGGGUUGCAUUUUGAAUUGAGCACUGAACAGCUCAUGCAGCUGGCUAAUUCAUUGGACGUCGAUAGCUUAAGUCGGCCUUUGUCAGCGGAUCAUCACGGAACGUAA